Didymosphaeria variabile is the source of this 789-nucleotide messenger RNA. RefSeq lists its product as uncharacterized. The transcript has a single exon. NCBI's taxonomy places the organism in Eukaryota, Fungi, Ascomycota, Dothideomycetes, Pleosporales, Didymosphaeriaceae. Bases 1 to 789 code for a protein of 262 amino acids. The record is from RefSeq and is a predicted model, not a curated record.
AUGGCGGAUAACAACAUUCCCGCAGAGCUUGAUCUUGAGCAGAUCCUGGCGACGUUGGCGAGCCUACCGCAGACUACAAGCCAUCCUGUGCCACCGCAGCAGCAGUUCCCUACCCCAGACCAGGUUCAGGGUCAGACAGACAGCCCUCCCGCCUCGCAUUCCCUGGCGCAAACAGGCAUCUCUCAUGGUUAUGUGCAAGCCCAGGACCCUCGUCUAACCACCCGACCCCCAGCCGCUCUCGCCAACCACCAACCCCUCCACAGAAGCCAGACCAGCACCCUCGUUAUCGACCCAGCAACAAUCACAGAAUGGAAGCACGGCCUCCGCUGCGUGAACAAAAUCGCCACGCAGAACCUCACUUUCGUCCCCGCAAUCCAAAAGCUAAUGGCAGAGCAAGCGCGCAACGUGAAAGACUGGGAAUCCGGUCGCCAGCGCCUCAUCGACGAACAAGCGAUCAAGCGCGAAAACGAGAAAACGCAUCUCGCGGUUCUCUCUCUGCCAGGCAUGGGCGAGAAGAUUGCGCCGCUGAGGACGGAUGUGGUGGAGAAGGAGGAGCUCGAGCAGUAUGGGAAGAAGGUGUACAGGGCUUGUCAGAGGAUGGUGGAGAGUCAUUCUGCAGUGUUGAAAGGGUUGGGUGUGCCUUUUUUUGGGCUGAGACCGGAGUUUUUGCGGGCGGAGGGGAGUGAGGAGGGGGAUGAUGGAGAAGAGAAGAAAAAGGUCACCAAGGAGGAGUUGCUGGAGUUACAGCGUAAGAUGUUAAAUCAUUUGAUGGAGUUGUAUGGGGAUUAG